UCUCGUUUGCUCCUUUUAGUCUCUUCUUUGUUUUAUCAAUCUUUAUACUCUUUCAAAUUUGAUUUCCCGAAAACUAGCGACAACUUACGCGCCGUAUGUCCAAGGACCUCUCACGAACAUCGCUUACGACCCCAACUCCGUUUUCGACACAGCCCUCCCCAAUCUUCCGGCAACGACAACCGGCUUCAGAGCCUUCCAAAGAUAUACAAAAAUCUCAAAACUAUCACUCUUCGUCCGUCGACGGAAGCUCGACCGAUAGAAGUGUCUUAGCAGAGGCUCAGAGUGGACGAGAGAGACUGAUUGUUGGCGAAACCAUCACCGACUCUCAAGUGCGAAUGCAGAGCCAUUUGAAGUCACCAUUUGCCAGCAGGGCCCAGUCAGGACAUCUGCCGACUCCUCAAAGUCCGAAUAGCCUGGGACAAUUUGCUCCAAGAACAUCCGAGUCACCGAUUGCACACUCGCAAUUCCACGCUGGAGCAAACUACAGCCGUCAACUUGUCGGCCCCGACAUCGACGCAAUGUCAGAUGAUGAUGGGGAUGUGGAUAUGGAUCUCAUUGCGACACCAGCCAGAACUAUUGCCCAGACAGUCACCCCCGAUACGAGCCCGAUGCCAGGUCAAAAAAGUGGACCGGAGUAUUCCGGGCAUAGAACAUCUUCGCCACCUAGGACACCCCCGAGAGCGUACACCCGCUAUCCAUCGCUGCAAACAGACUCCCCCGCCGUCAUGCAAGUCGACGAUGCUGAAGAUGACGGAUUCCUUCCCUCCCCCCACCACCGGUCCGAAUCCCACAGCAUCGCUUCCCCGACAUCCGCCAUAUCUCAUAUCACCUCCCGCCUGUCAUCGCCCUUCGAACCCAGACCUGCAUCUGUAGAUAUGGACAUGGACGAACCACGCACGCCCUCUCCUCCUCCACCGCCUCCCUCUUCUCUUCCAACGCAAACCGCCAGCUCAUCCUCGAUAGACGCCGCAGAUCACCCACCUCUUGCAGCAGGAGGAGAAAUUGAUCGUAUACGAGCGGCGCAACAGCAGUCUCUAGUAGAAGCAAUCAAGGACGCUGAAGCCCGACGCCCAGACUACCUCCGCCGUAACUCUCGAAAACGGAUUCCUCUCAUCCGUGAACCACCGACCACACCUUCGUCCGCCCGCCACACCUCAAGCGUUCCCCUCGGCAUGGGCAUCACGGAGACGCCCAUGCGGGGCCGUAGGCUGGAGCUGUGGGGAAUUCAGGAGACGAGUGAGGAGAGCUUCGAGGAGAGGUUAAUGGCUGGGGGGUAUGGCGGGUACGGGAGUACGAUUGGUCCUGGCGACGCUCAGAGACCCAAGACCCCGCCGAACGGUAAUAAGCUAGCUUCAAACGCUGGCGGUGGUGGAUACUCAGUGGCAUUGGAGUGGGCGAGCAUGAUCACGCCUGGACCGGCAGGGUCGUCUAAACCCGUUGAGGUUUCGCUCGCCGAGACAUCAGCAACUCCAGGCGGUAGUUUUACGAGUGCAAUCGGUGGUCCUCGUGGCGGCGUUAAACCCGAAAGGAAAGAGCCUCUGAUGGAUGAGAGGGAAAUGAGGAAGAGGAGGAGGCUGGAGGCGUUCAAGAAGGAUAUGGGCAGCGAGGACGGCGUGAACGAAAUCGACAGGAGGAGGAGCAGGUUGGUUCCGGUUGAAAUGGAGGGCAGAGGAAGAGUACUCAUGGAUGUCAGCCUGGAAGAGACUUCAGACAUCCUGGAGGGGAAUAUGCCUCAAGCUGAUGCUCAGUCGGCUGGAUCAAAGAAGAAGGCCGUCGGGAAGAACAGGAAGCGCAAGGGAGGACCUGCAGCUAUGGCCGCCACUUCUUCUGCUACGCCCGUCAAAGCUGGAGCGAAAGGGGCCGGCAAGGGAAAGGCGAAAGAGGAAUGGAAGACCCCUGUUGAGGAUCCUGCGGCUCAGAGAAACGGUGCUCCUAAUUGGCCAGACAGCGAGUUUCCGUGGAGUCUGAGACUAGCAGAGCGGAAGGAGAGAGAGGAGCGGGAAGAGCGGGAGAAGAUGAGAUUAAUCGAAAGAUUUCUCGAGACUCCGAGUGACGGCGAAGAGAGCGACGAAGAGGCUCCUUCCUCUGCUAAUGGUGUUAUCCCAUUCGACCCGGCUGAUGCUCGUGCUGCAUUCCUCUCGAAGAAGACCGUCCGGGCUCUAUUCUACGGGCGUCAGCUUGGAAUGGAGUUCGGGCUCAACGACAGCGAUGAUGACGAGGAUAGGAUCUGUUUCUGUCGUGGAAGGGAUGACGGCCGGGAGAUGGUCCAGUGCGACGACUGCAAGGUUUGGUACCACUUGGAGUGCAUCGGCGUACGGGACGUCCACGACCUUGGGGACGAGAAAGACCCUUGGUACUGCAGGCGCUGUGUCCUCCAUCGCUCGAGUGAUCUCUACGAUAGAUUACCAUCGUCGGAGCCGACCUUCGCACCAACGGACGAGGAACUCACACCGCACCGCCAGCACGCGACUGACUCCCUCCUGUUUCAUUCAUCGCCAUUACAGGAGUCUCCCGGUUUUGCGGAAUGGAGUCCCAGGAAGCUACCAGCCAUGCCUACUACGCCUACAAGGGGAAGUGAUAUCAGUGGAAGGAACGCGCUGGAGUUCCCUAGUAGGUCGAGUUGGACAACGAGCUCCGCUUCUAGGCACGGCCCCCCUGCGACGCCGAGAAACUCUGCUCAUCACGUUCAAAUCUAUACAACACCGACGCCAGGCCAAUUCCACCACGAUUUCUCUCCUCUAGACCCAACUUCCACUCCCUCUCGUGGCUUACGCUUCCCUCCUUCUUUCACGCCUAAAUCGUCGUCAAACUCGUGGACUGGCCCACCACGGACAACACUUUUCCAAACGCCUGCAGCCGCUCCAGCUUCAACGUUUAGCAAAUACGCUUCCUUCCCACGCAGAACCGGUAACCCCUCGAAUGUGUUUGCUCCGUACAAUCAACGCCUUUCUGCUUACCCGCAACAUGUCUAUCAUCGCGAGGAUGGUGGCCAUAGUGUUGUGCCGCUCAACUCGAGUCCUCUGAGAGGACAGCCCACCUGGUUCGAAGAUGACACUCCCGUGGAUCAUUCUGUUCCCAGACCAGGAAAUCUUCCGCGCCGCCUGCCCGUCAUGCCGGAGUCUCCACUCGCGGGCAGAGGUUGAGAUCGGCCUGCUGCUCUAGUUUUUGAGGGUAUGCGACCCGUAUUCACCCUUCCUGCUUCAUUUCUUGACAAUACAGCGCUCCUACGCGCUGUCUCUUCCCCUUGGGCUUAUUUUACACAUUACACUCCAUAUUCGUCAUCCCCUCCGUUUUAUCUGUCUGCCCAAUCUGUUAUGCUCGCUGUUAUGUGUCUGUGCUUUUGGAUGUGUACUCUACUUGCUCCCUUACGAUAUUCUCCUGUCUAUCCCACGCGAUACAUCAUCACCACCGCCUUUAUUCAUCGACAUCCAUCCAUCAUCCAUUCACAUGCUCAUCUUUCC
Stereum hirsutum FP-91666 SS1 is the source of this 3461-nucleotide messenger RNA. RefSeq lists its product as uncharacterized. Lineage: Eukaryota; Fungi; Basidiomycota; Agaricomycetes; Russulales; Stereaceae. Gene Ontology annotation, biological process: positive regulation of DNA-templated transcription. Bases 96 to 3143 code for a protein of 1015 amino acids. The transcript is spliced from 7 exons. Gene Ontology annotation, cellular component: Set1C/COMPASS complex. The record is from RefSeq and is a predicted model, not a curated record.